AUGUUACAAUCCCCGGCCUCGGCUUCGUUCGAGAAACUCCGCGCGUACUCUUUUCACUCAGAUCCUGAAUUCGCAAAUGGUCUCGCCAUUAUUCUAGGCCAUCCCGACACACCAGCCACAGACAAAGAGAUUAGUCGAGAAGAUGACCUUGUUUUACAGGCCAAGUGCUUCUUUUUCUCACGAAAAGAAAAUAUUUCUCCACCCAUUGAUUUUGCCAGCUAUAAGUCAUGGCUAACUGAUUCGUCAACUUGCGAACCUCAUGAAACGAGUGGUCCAGCCGGUUCACCAAAGGUCCUUGGCUCUGAAAGAACGACUGGUCAGGAGCCCACCUAUCCGUCUUCGUUUGCGCAUAUAGUCGAGCUUAUUACCACGGGGCAACCAAUUCCGGGGAUUGAGCAGAUUCCAGACACUGUGUUGACGGGACAUGGCAUCUCAAGUGAAAAGCCUCGGCGACCCAAGCCGUGGGAGAAGGGUGAAUUGGAGGAAAUUCAUAGUGAACCUACAGCUGAACUACCAUCCGCAUGA
Molecule: messenger RNA, 525 nt
Organism: Penicillium verhagenii
Lineage: Eukaryota; Fungi; Ascomycota; Eurotiomycetes; Eurotiales; Aspergillaceae
Product: DUF5572 domain-containing protein
Exons: 2
Coding region: 1-525 (174 amino acids)
Source: RefSeq, a predicted model, not a curated record